Choloepus didactylus (southern two-toed sloth) is the source of this 2325-nucleotide messenger RNA. RefSeq names its product zinc finger protein 501-like. The transcript has 2 exons. Lineage: Eukaryota; Metazoa; Chordata; Mammalia; Pilosa; Megalonychidae. Gene Ontology annotation, biological process: regulation of DNA-templated transcription. The record is from RefSeq and is a predicted model, not a curated record. Bases 64 to 1344 code for a protein of 426 amino acids.
CCAUGGGGUCUUGAGAAGAGAAGCUUCUCGUUGACACAACUGUCCCCAUCAUCACAGGGCUAUAUGACCUUUGAGGAUGUGGCUGUGUAUUUUUCCCGGGAGGAGUGGGGUCUCCUUGAUGAGGCUCAGAGAUGGCUGUACCAUGAUGUGAUGCUGGAAAUCUUUGCACCUACAUCCUCACUGGGUUGUUGGCAAGGAGGAGAAGGUGAGGAGAUGUCUUCUGAGCACCAUGUUUCAGUUGAAGUGUCACAGGCAAAUACUCCAAAAACCCAUCUUCCCACCCAGAAGCUAUAUCCCUGUGAGAUGUGUGACCCAAUCUUGAAAGAUAGUUUGCCCCUGUCUGAGCACCUGGGAGCUAACCCUGGGCAGAAAUUAUAUACAUGUGAAGCCUGUGGAAAACAUCACCAACAACAGAAACAGCAACAUGGAGAGGAACCUUUCAGGAUGGACAGGGCCUCCUUUGUGAAGAGCUGCAGGCUCCACAUGUCAAAGAAGCCCUUCCCAUGCUGGAAAUUUGUGAAGGACUUCCCGGAGAGCUCAGGCCUUCUCCAGCACCAGGUCACUCACAGCAAAGAGAAGCCACAAAAAGACACUGAGUAUGUGGAGGCCUUUCACAGUGGACAAAGGCAUUACAAGUGUAGCGAAUGUGGGAAGGCCUUUAAUUGCAAAUAUAGACUUGUCCUGCACCUGAGAGUCCACACUGGAGAAAGGCCUUAUGAGUGCAGUGAAUGUGGGAAAGCCUUCAGUUACAAACAUAUCCUUGUUCAGCACCAGAGAGUCCACACUGGAGAAAGGCCUUAUGAAUGCAGUGAAUGUGGGAAGUUCUUUAGCCAAAGUUCCAGUCUUGUUGAACACCAGAGAAUUCACACUGGAGCAAAGCCUUAUGAAUGCAGUGAAUGUGGGAAAUUCUUUACCUCAAACUCCAACCUCAUUAAACACCAGAGAGUUCACACUGGAACAAGGCCUUAUGAGUGCAGUGAAUGUGGGAAAUUCUUUAACCAAAGCCCUAGCCUCAUUAAACAUCAGAGAGUUCACACUGGUGAAAGGCCUUACGAGUGUAGUGAAUGUGGUAAAUUAUUUCUCCAAAGCUCUAGCCUCAUUAAGCAUAAGAGAGUUCACACUGGAGCAAGACCUUAUAAAUGCCUUGGAUGUGGGAAAUUAUUUAGCCAAAGCUUUGGCCUAACUCAACACCAGAGAAUUCACACAAGAGAAAGACCUUAUGGGUGUAAUGAGUAUGGAGACUCUAUCCAAAACACCCAACUUAUUCAGCACCAAGAACUUCACACCAAAGACUUGAUGUAUGUAGUUCAUGUAGGAAAGUCCUUAGUCAGUUCUCUGAUCUGAUUCAGCACCAGAAACUACACAACCCAGAUAGGCUUUAUGAAUGCAGUGAAUGUGGGAAACUCUUCAUCCAAAAGUCUAACCUCAUUUAACACCAGAAAGUUCAUGCUGUAGAAAGCCCUUAGAAUGAGAUGAAAAUAUCAGGGAGUGAACUAUUACAUCAUUUAAUAUAAUGGCACACUGGAGAGCCUUUGUGAGGGUAUCAUCAGUGGGAAAUUGAAUGUCCUAUAUCUGAACAAAACAUGGAGAUUUCCUGAGUACUGGUCUUGUGGGACGCUUUUAGGAGCUAUGUUGUACUCUAACCUUCUUAGUUCUCUUUGUAAAUUUUAUGUCACUGAGAGUUUCUGUAGCAGAAGCCCUCUUACUUUUCACAACUUACAGAUCCCCACAGUGUGCAUUAGUCACUCACACAUAAGCAAGAAGGGUAGAGCUCUGUCUUCCAUACCUUGGAGGGAAUCAUGAGUAGCCUAGGCCCUUGGGGGUUGUCAUUCCCUUCUGUUUGGUUAGCUAUGGCCUAGAGGACCCAAUCUGCAUUCUACUGUCAGCUUGCAGAGCAAGUUUACCUUCUUCAGGAGCAUUGUUGGUCUUCUGAUGCUCACAAUGGAUUUUUCCAGCCUCCAGAUCAUCUUAUCUGGAACUGCCUGUUUCACUUUGCUCUGGUUUGUGCAAUAAUAAAGGCCUUAAUGUUUAAGCCACCUUUAAUCUUGGGGUGUCCGUUCACUGUUUGGGAUAGGAUUGAGAACAGAAUUGGGCUCUUCCGGCAUGAGGCAGUGAACAGGUUUUGUAGGCAUCCCAGACUUCAUGUGUCUCAGGGGAAACAGUAUGAUGGCAGAGAGUAGUUUCCACUCCAAUUUUUUUUAACCUAAAUUGUACUGCUGCCUAAGCUCUCUUGGAAUAGGCUGCAGGGCUUGUGUGACUAAUCUUGUGACCUGGAUGCCAGGAUGCUUUGUGGGGCUUAGAAGUCACCCUAAAGUGGGGGCAGUU